Ochlerotatus camptorhynchus is the source of this 6073-nucleotide messenger RNA. RefSeq names its product Guanine nucleotide exchange factor in mesoderm (gene GEFmeso). The transcript is spliced from 7 exons. Lineage: Eukaryota; Metazoa; Arthropoda; Insecta; Diptera; Culicidae. Gene Ontology annotation, molecular function: guanyl-nucleotide exchange factor activity; small GTPase binding. The record is from RefSeq and is a predicted model, not a curated record. Bases 1324 to 5619 code for a protein of 1431 amino acids.
CGUGUCGCAUGGACGUGCUCCGUUUGACGUCCCUCUGUUGAACGAUAGAAGUAACCGAUCGAUUAUUGUGAUUAUCAUUCACACGCGAGUUUUCAGUGACAUUGUUGUUCUCUGGUGGAAGUUUGCAGCAGUUUUUGAUCAGUGUGUUGUGUUGCAUUUGAUAAUCAAUAGUGGGCAGCGCAAUUCUAAUGUGUUUUCGGUGUUUUUGUUCUAAGUGGAUAAGCAACGCUGCUUUGUAGUUUUCUUUGUUGUUGUUUUUAUUUCUGUGCUUGCAAAGUUGUGUUGAACACGCACUACACGUUCGGCUGGUGUAAAAAUAAAACAAUCAUUGCUGGGUGUUUUUAUUAUUAAUUGCGUGAAAUACUUGCGCUCAUAUUGCUAUAUGCAGCGUACACAACACACAUGCAUUUUGCCUAGGUGUCUGUUGCAAGCUCAGCGUGUGAGCGUUCGUUCUAGACCUUUAGCUAGAACAAUCCGCGAUCGUCACCGUGUGGGUGGUGGAAUGACAUUUCGUUAGGAGUGACGUGUGUGUUAUUGUUUUUACGAGGGCGUACAAUGAUCGUUCCAGUCAGUGAUUGACAACGACAAACGGUGAAGAUUCAGUGAAUGAGAAGCUACCGGAAUUCUGGGAGCGCGAGAUUCAACCAGAACCUUCACAGUAAAAGAGAGAAAGAGCAAAACAAUCAAAGAAAAGUAAUAAAAGCCGUGUAAAGUCAAAAGGUGAAGAUCAACCGCAGUAAGCGACGAAAGUGUACAAAAGAUGAAAAAAUCGAUCGCUCACUCCCUUUUGUACAUGUGUCAGAGAGUAUAGAUUGAGCAUCAUCAUCUCCGUCGGUCGGCAGGAAUCGGAAGAGCCAGUAGCCAGACACACAACAAUACAACACAGGUUGAAUCAUCCAGUUUCCGAAAGUUGAAGAAAACACAAAACGAAACACGCGCACUCUGGGCCGGAGUCGAGCCAGAUUAGGCUAUCACACUGAACGAGCGAGCGAGCGAAAAAGAGAAGAACAAGCUCAGCCGUCGAUCUGCGCGUAGCAAUUAUUAUGAUUAGAUGUGAGCCUUAUUAAAUGAAAGUGAUUUCGCGCCGCAAUUAAGUAUUUAAAGUGUAUCGUUGUGAGUGUGUCUGUGUGCACAAGUGUUUCUGCAUAUGCAUCUCCGCCGCUGAUCUCUUUUUGGUUGCUGCGGCGGAGCGAUUACUAUCAUUUUCGGAACGGGGGGCCUCCUAAUCGUCCGACCGAGUUCAGGGGGGCACAAUAACCCGCCAAAAGGAAAAAGAAGUUAUCAGUGGAACGAAGCAGUGGGCAUCAAAUACAACGAGGCGCAAUGGACAACGAAUCGGACGGCUCCGAACGGUGGGAGGAUUUUUUCGGUAGCAGUACCAGUUUAGCUCCCUCCUUGCUGGGCUAUUACGAUUCGUUGGCCAUCAAAGCGAGUGACGAUCCAAUCAACGGAAGCUCCGAAAAUCAGAGUGCAACUACCGUUACAACUACGACGGUAAAAACCAUAAAUUCAGCAGCAUCAAUCAGUCAACAGACGACCAUCUGCACUGAGCGAACGUUCCAAUCCGGUUCAUUGAAAUUCAAAUCCCUUGGUCUCAGUAACGGAGCAGCAAGUCUGCGACCCACCCGGGCAGCUCCACAACUGCCCAAGGCUGGCGACAAAUUUCGCAAUUUGUCCAACAACGUCCAGCGGAUACUGUCCAACACGGAAGCAUCCGUAGACGGCAAACAAAACCGGCCCCGGCCACCGCCGGUGCCAUUCCACCGUAGUCCACUUCAGUCAGCUUCGUUCAACUCUGGACGCACGGCUACUUCCACUAGGCACGCGUUCAAAAACCUUCCACUGUCCAAAAACAUCACCAAGCUCAGUCAGAUAACCAGCGAGCAACCCACGACUCCAGAAGACUGUGAUAAUUCCCUCGACGAGGACAUCCCCAAGCUGAGCUUCAUUCAGCAGCGUAUUAAAUCGCUCACCUCGGCUCUUUUCGACAACGACGACGACGACGACGACAACGGCAACAAAAUCGACCAACAACCUGCCAAUUCCGUACAGGAAGACGUCGAUCCGGAACCAGUUCUGAGAAAUCCCGAAAAAUCGAUGGAUGCCUUCGUGGAGAACUGUGACGAAUCGGAGCAUCGCAACACGAUCGUGGAAACACGCAACCCCUAUCUGAACCUAGUCGUCGUGGAACCUUCCCCGGAAGACGACCAACCCGAGCGAAAGCUGACUCCCUCCCGAGUGCAACAGCUCAACUCUUUCCCGCUAGCUCUCCCGAUUUCCCCAAAACUCCCACGCUCCACGUCCACCUCCACUCCCAGCCUGGACACCAGCUCGGCAUCCCUAUCGUCGAGCAAAACCUCGCUCACUCAAACCCCGGGAACGCCCGUUCUCAGCACUCGGCCGCUGUCAGCGUCGUCCAUUUGUUCGUACUCAUCGAGCAGCAGUUCCGGAUCGGAAAAUCUGCUUCUAGUCAACGGGAAAUUCUGUGCCGCUCCCUCGUACCAAGCGAGUGUGGAAAGUUUGGCCGAUCAGAGUGAAUGCGAGCAGGGGGGCAGCCCAACCAGUGGACUGACCAUGUGCGAACGGGCCGUCUUGGAGAUUAUCGACUCGGAGCGGAGCUACGUCGAAGACCUCGGGCAGAUAAUUAAAGGCUACCUGGAAGAUUGGAAGGAGCGCGCCUGCCUCAAGGUGGACGAACUGGACAUCCUCUUCAGCAACAUUCAGGAAAUUUGGGAAUUCAACACCCGGCUGCUGGCCUGCCUGAACGAAACCAAAGGCGACCCGGUCAAAAUAUCCGGCUGCUUCAUCGACCUGCACGAGAACUUCCAUUGCUACACAACCUACUGCACCCGUUACCCGGAGGCGAUCGCCCUGCUCACCAGCCUCCUGCAGGCCACCCACACGAACGCCCUGCUGAUCCAAACCCAGAAGAUGCUCAAUCACAAUCUGCCGCUGGGCUCGUACCUCCUGAAGCCGGUCCAACGGAUACUCAAGUACCAUCUGCUGCUCGAUAAUCUGCGAAAACACUUCGACGAUAAGCAGCAGGUGGCUCAUGCUCACGAGCUGAUGAAGAACGUGGCGCACAACAUCGACCAGGUCAAGAAGAAGCUGGAGCAGCAGAGCCGGGUCAAGGAGCUGGCCGGGAUUGUGGACGGGUGGCUUGGGCCGGAUCUGUCGGUCUUGGGAGAACUGCGGCAGGAGGGGCUGCUGAGUGAACACGCCAAACCGCGGGUCGUGCUGCUGUUCCAUACGAUGCUCAUCAUCACCAAGCCCAAGGAGGACAAGCGGUUGCAGUUUCGUACUUAUAUUCCGUGCAAGAACCUCAUGCUGGUGGAGCAUCUGCCGGGUGAGCCGACCAGCUUCAACGUGAUCCCGUACAACGACCCGAAGGGCCAGAUCAAGCUGACCGCUCGCAACCGGGACCAGAAGCGCCACUGGGCCCAGCAGAUCAAACAGGCCAUGCUGGAGCACUUUGACAUUCCGAAGCGGGCCAAGGAGCUGGUUCUGCAGUUGGGCGACGAAGAUGAUCGCAUAACGGACAAGAAUGCCAGCUGGAAGUGGCCCGGGCAUCAUCCAUCGACGCCGGAUUAUCUGGAGCGGAGGCAGCAGUUCCGUCGCAGCGAGAUGCGAAAUCGAUCGAAGAAGAUGCGCAAAAAUACGGCCAGCAGUAUCUCGUUGGACGGGAUCUCGCAGAAGGACGUCAAGCAGCCGACGUUCCAGUCCUACUCGAAGGUACUGGAACAGGAGGGUGAGGGAGUGGGAGGGGCGAAGGAACCCGAGGGUACCUGCAAGUGUGAUGCGGUGAAGAAGGAAUUGGAACACAAGCAAUUGAAGAGCAGGAGUCGAUCGGAGACGAGGCUUCCGGAGGAUAGGAAGGGAGCGAAGAUGAGCGAUGAGGAGGUGUUUGCUAAGGCGAUGGCCGAGAGGAAUAGAUUCGCAACGCAGAGAAGGAAGACGAAGGAGAGUCUUGUGGAAGUGAAGUCAUACAAUACGUCGACGAUACCGAAGCGGAUAGCCAAUAUUAGAAAGACCAGAUCCAAGACGUUGACUGGCAAUUCGACAUUCUACACGGAUCUGGAGUUGGGUGAAGGUGAAGAUGAUACGACGGUGUUGAAGAUCACCGAGUCGACGGAUAAUUUGAGCAUAGAUGGGGUAGGAGAAGGCUCGAGUGAAGUUGAGGAACCAAAAAGCGCCCAGACCAAGGAAGAGUUGGAAGAAGAUGGUAGUUCGAGGAGGGAUUCGGAUAUAAUCUCUCAGUUGGUGCUGGAGAAGAGUGAAUUUAGGAAAAUGAGUAGACCUCCCAAAAAGAAGUCAUUCGAUUCAAUGCGAUCGUUGUCGUGUACUAGUCAAGACGAGGAUAGAGAGCAAGAACGCAUGGAAGCUGGCAAGGAAGAUGUGAUUCCUCAACCGCCGAGCACAGAUCCUCCGGAGGAGGAGACGGAGGAAGAUGAAUUUAGGAAGGUAGACGAGUUGAACAAAGAAUCGGAGGAUUUGCUGAAUCGGUUGAGCGAGAUUCAAUCCGAUCUCGUUUCACCGGAACCCAUCUACGAAUCCUUACUGCGGAAUGUUCACGUGCCGUACAAAUAUGCUCCCCCGCUGACACGGUCUGUAUCUCAGCAAUACGGAAAGGUGCUGGAGUCGAUGAGGACGGAUGCUUCACCGAAGAAGUCUCGUCCCGAUUCGGACUACGUGACACUUGCCUAUUCGGAGAAUGGGCUGAUCAACAUCGAUGGCCAUGGCGUCAUGCCCAAGUCUUCGAUUGCACAGCUGAGAAACAGCGAUACCAACAUCAACUAUCACCAUCCCUGGCGCAAGGAGGAUGAAUCCGGACCCGUGCAGGACACGCGUUCCGAGAUUGUCACACUCAUCGGUGAUGAUUCCCUGAAACCGCUGGAACGACAGGGAAGCCUAAGCAUUAAGUCACCAAAGAACCUGCUCCAAAGAUUCAUCAGUCUGCACUCUUCCCCGUCGACGACCGGAAGCUGCGACAGCAAUCUCCACCAGCGUAAAAUGUCGGUCCCCGAUAACCCAACACCGAUCUACAAACAAGGAAGUCUAGAUCUCGGCUCCCGAAUCGCAAAUUUGGAUUACGCCGACCCGCGGACGCUGUUCACCGCCAACAACCAGCCCAACAUACUGAUCAACAGAGCCUCAAUGAAGCCCCUAUCCGCGGACCUUGAGCAACGGGACUCCAUAUUUUCCCUCAAUUCUUCCAGCGACAGCGUCUGUGGAGUGACGAAUGAACUGGAAGACGAAUCUUACAGCUUCUACGAAAAAGACGUCGAGGAAUGCUUGGAACAUGAAGACUUCCGCGAUUCCGCAGUCUACAGUGGCGACGACAAUCGUCCGGAUUUGGACGAUCAGGUCGUGUACGAAUCGAUUGGGGAAAUCAACCAGCAGCGGCUGUUGCGACCUCUCUCCCAGGUGGCUCGAUCCAUAUCGUCGGCUUCGAGUAGUUCCAGUGGACCACCACCGCCGGUUCCGGUAAAGCCGGCUCACCUGGAGCAGAUGAAGAAGAUUAAACCGCGAGUGACGAUGGCUACGUCGCCGCCGUCAGCCAAGGUGGGACCACCUCCGAAGAGCGGCUGGGUCCUGCAGCAGGUGAAGCGAUUUCAGUAACUGCUACCGUAUGCGUUUAUUUAGGAGAGACUGAUGAAUGUGCCUUAUUGUCCGAGUUUCAGAAAACCAAAAAGCCCAGGAUUUCAAAGUCGAUCUUCGUUUGAGUGUUUUACAUGUUUUAGUGAUAAAUACCAAACGUGGCUCUAGUUUUGCAAUUUAGCGAAGAUGCGAUUUAAAUUCAUCAAAUUGUAUUUAUUACUUACUCUCUAGGAUAGGUCUAUUUAUGGUAUGUGAUUAAUAUUCUAGAUUUUAGCGAAAGUUACACUAACCCAGAAAUUUUAGAUGCGGUAAGGCUCAAAGCAGGAGGUUAAUAGCGAGUUAUUAUGUGGAAUUACACAACACAACAAUUUUUAGCCUACAGCGAAGGUCAGCAUGCGCCAUAUUGAAUGAAAGCAAUAGAUUUUCAGCAUUGAUGCAAUACACUAAGUAAUAAAAUUUUAAUCUUCAUUGGAAA